Molecule: messenger RNA, 1443 nt
Organism: Malassezia japonica
Lineage: Eukaryota; Fungi; Basidiomycota; Malasseziomycetes; Malasseziales; Malasseziaceae
Gene: WBP1
Product: oligosaccharyl transferase glycoprotein complex, beta subunit
Exons: 1
Coding region: 1-1443 (480 amino acids)
Cellular component (GO): oligosaccharyltransferase complex; endoplasmic reticulum membrane
Source: RefSeq, a predicted model, not a curated record
AUGUGGCAGCGUUGGCUGGGAGUGGUGUGUGCGUUGGCACUGUGUGUGCAGGCGGCGCUGGCUGUGAGCGCGUACGGAAACCGCGUGCUUCUGGUGCUGGAUGACGAAAAAGAAAACUACUCGAGCUUUAUCGAGACCCUCGACCAGAGCGGCUACCAGGUGACCCUGGCCAAGUCGGGCGAUGCGAAGCGCGACGACGUCCUGUUCUCGUUCGGCGAGCGCCAGUACGACCACCUUGCACUGCUCGUGCCGGAGCUCAAAGGGCUGAAGGAUGCGCUCGCGCCGCAGCAGCUCGUGCGCUUCGCCGAAGACGGCGGAAACCUGCUCGUCGGCCUCUCGCCGCGGGUGAGCGAGGCAUGGCGCGACUUUGCGCGCGAGUUCCGCCUCGAGGUGAGCGAGCGCGACACGAAGCUCGUCGACCACUUUGGGUACGACGCGGAGCGCGAUCUCGGCGACCAUGCGGCCGUCCUCGUCGGCGGACGCCGCGCGCACUUUGCGGCGGGCGGCGCGGCGAACGAGCGUGUCUUUUCGCAGGCGACGCGCGAGGCACUCGAGCGCGAGCCGCUCAUGUACCGCGGCAUUGCGCACUGGAUCGGCCCGAAUCCGCUCGCCUUUUCGAUCCUCGCGCCCCCUGCGACUUCCUACCAGUCGGAGGUGCCCAAGAUCGUCGGCGGCGAGGCAAAAGGCAUCAAGAAGCUCGAGGCGCACCACGACGCCGCCGAGCUCCUCACCGGCUUUGACGCGGCCUCGCCGGACGCCACCGCGUCGCUCGUGUCGGCCGUGCAGCUGCGCCCGAACUCGGCGCGUGUCACGUUUGUGGGCAGCGUCGAGCUCUUUGGAAAUGCGCUCUACGGCGACGACGUGCGGCCUCUGCAGCGCGCGGUCGUCGACGACAUUGUCCAGUGGACGUUCCAGGAGCGCGGCGUCCUCCGCGUCGUGCGCUCCGGCCACGAGCGCGUGCGCAAGAGCGAGGAAGACGUCCGCCCGGACUACGAAGAAGAGCUCGGCGUCGCGGCCAAGAUGUACCGCGUCAAGGACGAGGUGUUCUUCGUGCUCGAGCUGCAGCAGUUUGAGCACGAGUGGCAGCCGGCGCCGACGGACCUCGACAUCCAGCUGGCGGUGACGAUGCUGGACCCGUACAUCACGCUGCCUCUCGAGGGGCACGUCGACGGCGAGCACACGCGCUACCAAGGCUCGUUCCGCCUCCCAGACCGCCACGGCGUCUUUACGCUGCGCGUCAACUGGAAGCGCCACGGAUGGUCGUACGUGCUGACGGAGGACGUCGUUCCCGUGCGUCCGUUCAACCACGACGAGUACCCCCGCUACCUCUCGAGCUCGUGGCCGUACAUUUCGGGCGCGCUCUCGACGAUGCUGGGCUUUGCCGUGUUUGUCGCGCUCUGGCUCUUGCUGCCGGUCGACAAGGCGCCGGGCAAGACGGAAUAG